UAAUACCUAGGCUCGCACCUCCUUACAGCAUCACGCCUUAUCGCGCUGGAAAAAGACGAUGGCGGUAUCCGCCCUAUCGCUAUCGGUGACAUGAUCUAUAGAAUCGCCAUGAAAGCUGUUAUUGCCACGCUCUUCCGCCCCGAGAUGCUACUCCCGAACCAGCUCGGUGUCAGCUCCCCCGGCGGCGUCGAACCCGCCAUCUUUGCGCUCCAAAGCGUCAUUAUGAGCGACUCUACCGAGUUCGACACUAUCACCUCGGCCGANUUGUCCAGAAGUGGGGGCAGUGGAGCGCCUCUCGCAGAGCUCACUCCAGAACUCAAAGCACAGCUCUGCCAGAAGCACCCAAUCGGCCCCAAAGACCCCUUCCAGAUUAGAGCCCGCCCACACGCAGGCCAGCCUAUCAAGAUCGAUGCCAUCCGCACAGCGAUCCGUACCACCAGUAAAGAAAAGGCCCCUGGUCUCAGCGGUUGGACGCGCUCGCUUCUCGACAUUGCGACAGCAGACGAAACAGACGGCUCUACGCGCACCGGCGUGCUUGCUAUGAUCCGCCAUAUUGCAGAGGGCAUCCGACUAGCUACAGCGAAAGGCUCGCACCUCCUUACAGCAUCACGCCUCAUCGCGCUGGAAAAAGACGAUGGCGGUAUCCGCCCUAUCGCUAUCGGUGACAUGAUCUAUAGAAUCGCCAUGAAAGCUGUUGUUGCCACGCUCUUCCGCCCCGAGAUGCUACUCCCGAACCAGCUCGGCGUCAGCUCCCCCGGCGGCGUCGAACCCGCCAUCUUUGCGCUCCAAAGCGUCAUUAUGAGCGACUCUACCGAGUUCGACACUAUCACCUCGGCCGAUGAAAGCAACGCCUUCAAUAACCGCGACCGUACAACUAUCGCAACAGCAGUCCUCAACCAUGCGCCCACGCUGCUACAAGCCUCUGCCUGGGCACUCAACCACCCGGCGCUGCUUGUACUCUCAGACGGCACAGCUCUAGCCUCUGCGCAAGGUCGCCCAACUAUCGAAGCGCUCCAAAGAAAGCUGCUAAACUCCCGCAUUUUCGCUUACCUGGACGACCUCUAUGUACUUGGUUCGCGUAAAGAUCCGGAAAUCAAACCAGUACUCCUAGAAACCUUCACCGAACACAACCUUGAACUCAACAUACGUAAAACCAAGGAACACAAGAUCGAAGACCUUCGAACUACAGGCCUGCCGGUGCUAGGCUCGUUUGUGGGGCCACGAGCUGCUCGAAAAACGUUCCUCGAGAAGAAGAUCGACAAGUAUAACUCUAUCCUUCUCACUCUACGCACGCUGCCCAAACAGCAUGCAUUACUGCUACUUAAAGGUAGCAUUAACCACCUGCUACGCCACUUGCUCCGCCAGCUCGCCCCGCGCGGGCUUAUAGAACUAUGGCAACAAGCCGACGCCGCUACAAUCGCCGCACUAGGCCACAUCGCGUCUCGUCGACUCCAGCCAAUCAAUAUAGAGCAUGCUGCCUUAAUUAGUAUCCCAGCCCGCCAAGGUGGACUCGGACUUAUAUUACAUGCGAAAUUCAUUCUACAUGGUAAGACAACACCUACUAUACUACUACUAGUCGAACCCGCCCACCCGGCCGAAACAGCGCAAAGCGUGCUUAAGAGCUUCUAUACAGAACAGCUCAAGAGCCUCGACUUAAUCUCCGAACUCGAGCGCAAUGCUCUCGCCGAAAACGCAAGCUACCUGGGUCGUCGCUGGAUCGAGGUUCUACCAACAAGUCCCAACACCAUGUUCACCGACGCUGAAAUCACCGAGGGACUCCGAAACAGGCUCUUAAUACCUAUAAAGCCACUAGACUUACCCUGUACACACUGCGCUGCACGUACCGCCAUCAACCACCAAGAUACAUACAAAGCCGCCCAAAGACGCUACCAAGCACGCCACGACCAGAUCAACCGAGCUAUUACUAAAACACUUACUUGCCGGGAAGAUCUUGAAGUCGCUCCAGAGGUAGCCAUCCCAGGAGUCAACGAGCACGUCGACUUCGCUAUUACGCUCGGCUCGAGCAAAUACUACUACGACAUCCAAGUCGUGGCAGUCAACAAAGCGUCAGCGAAAGACAAGCUCCAGAACACGCUCGCCGAGGCCUACAAGGCAAAACAGCUCAAAUAUAGCUGCCUUGCAGCUAUAUCGAUCGCCAACUAACAACCUCAAUAAACGGCUCAAAGAAACCCGAAAAACCGCUCCAAAACAACAGCACUAAACAGACCACGCAACAUAUAAAACCGAAGAGUACCACUACUAUAAUACUAUCAAGGCUACAAUAUCGCUCUUAACAGCAAACCACUCUACCCAAGUCUCCAAGACUCUAAAACACUUCAACAGUCUUUUAACUUCUCAACUUUCUUUCUUUUUCUUUCUUUACUUACUUUACCUGUACUUUUGGUAGUUAUUUAGAGUAGUAUAACUUUGCUAGAAUAAAUAGAGACCUUUACCACCCUA
Messenger RNA from [Torrubiella] hemipterigena, 2460 nucleotides. Lineage: Eukaryota; Fungi; Ascomycota; Sordariomycetes; Hypocreales; Clavicipitaceae. The record is from the annotation of a GenBank genome assembly.